ACUGUAUAUAGCACAGUACAUCUGGGGCGUAAGUGAGUCAGUGUUAGCACAAGCAUAUAGAUAUGUCGUUCCAGCUCUUUGCCAACCCAGCAGCUAUAGCCAAAGCCCAGCCAACAGUCAUUUCUACUAUGCAAGAUGCGGGAGACAAUGGGGGGACAAACACAAUCACAAGAGAAACGCAGAGUGAAUCGGAAGCUGAAUCCGAUACAGACGCAUACGAUAUGAUUAAGCCUGGUAACCGAACCGCAAGCAAGCGUGAGACAAAACAUACAUCUGAAGGGGUUGCCGUGACGGUCAAGUCACGCAGUACACAGGAACGCGACAGUGACGAUGAUGAGGGUGAUACUGAGGGAGGCGAGGACGGAAUGAGGUCAGCUAGCACGUUCUCUGAACUUGGGUUGGGAGAGUGGAUUCAGGCUCAGACACAAGAGAUGGGCAUGCUUAGGCCAACCUAUAUUCAGACACAGUGCAUUCCUCCCACGUUAAAAGGCAAAAACGUCAUUGGUUUGGCCAAAACCGGUAGUGGUAAGACUGCAGCCUUUGCAUUGCCCAUACUGCAACACCUGUCAAAAGACCCUUACGGAGUGCAUUCGGUCGUCCUCACACCUACGCGCGAGCUAGCUUUUCAAAUUAGUGAACAGUUCACAGCGCUCGGACAUGCGUCGAACGUCAGAGCUGUGGUGGUUGUGGGUGGGCUGGAUAUGAUGAGGCAAGCCUUGGAGCUGGCAAGGAGACCACAUGUUGUCAUUGCCACACCGGGCCGUCUCGCGGAUCAUUUGCUGAGCAAUAGUGACAUCUCCAUCAAGAAAAUUAAAUUCCUGGUACUUGAUGAGGCUGAUAGGCUGCUCUCCGAGACGUUCAGGGCACACUUAGACAUCAUACUACGGUACACGCCACCCCCCACAAAGCGACAGACUCUGCUGUUCAGUGCGACCAUGCAUGAGAAUAUGGGAAAAGAUCAUCUAGAAUUUGUCGGCUGUUUCAAUCCUUUGCGAUUCGAGGCACAAUCAAGUGAGAGAACAAUAUCGACGCUGGAGCAGAAGUACGUUUUUGUGCCCAGUCAGGUGAAAGAUUGCUACCUUUUUGAAUUCCUCGAGAAAUACGAAGACACAACUGCCAUCAUCUUCGCGGCUACGUGUCUGGGCUGUGAAACCUUGGCUGUGAUGCUGCGUGAACUGGGCUACUCGUGUGUAAGUUUGCACUCCAAGAUGUCUCAGGGCCGUCGUUUGGCAUCACUGGGCAAGUUCCGUGGCUCUCUUGUCAAGAUUUUGGUCGCCACGGACGUUGCUUCAAGAGGACUGGAUAUACCCGAGGUCGAGAUUGUAUACAACUACGAUGUGCCAGCAAAUCCCGACGACUACAUCCACCGAGUGGGUAGAACCGCGCGUGCCGGCCGCGGCGGUUUGUCCAUCACCAUUAUCACACAGCACGAUAUCGAGAGGAUACAGCGGAUCGAAGAUCGUACCCAGAGGAAAAUGGAACUGGUGGAGACCGAGGAAGAUGAAGUAUUAAAACGACUAAAUAAUGUUACCAAAGCCAGGCGCGCCGCAAUUCUGGAACUGGAUGAUCGGGACUUCGGAGAGCGCGAGCGUAACAACAAAGAAAAAUCGAGGAAGCGGAAAGAAGCAGAUAUGAAUGCGACCCAGUCGAAUAAGAAGAAGCACGCGCAAAGUUAGCUUAAAAAUGUGAUAUAAAUACAAACAAUUCAGCCG
This is a messenger RNA of Sphaeroforma arctica JP610, 1712 nucleotides long. RefSeq lists its product as hypothetical. Gene Ontology annotation, molecular function: RNA helicase activity; nucleic acid binding; ATP binding. NCBI's taxonomy places the organism in Eukaryota, Ichthyosporea, Ichthyophonida. The transcript is spliced from 8 exons. The record is from RefSeq and is a predicted model, not a curated record. The coding region runs from base 63 to 1676 and encodes 537 amino acids.